Molecule: messenger RNA, 420 nt
Organism: Leptosia nina
Lineage: Eukaryota; Metazoa; Arthropoda; Insecta; Lepidoptera; Pieridae
Source: the annotation of a GenBank genome assembly
AUGAAGAGCUGGUUGGAGUCAAGCAGUAUGGAAGACGGUUCCCUGCCAUGCAUGCUGGCUGAAACCAGAGAGGCAUUGCUUCCCCUCACUGGCUGUGAAAACUUAGCACCAAGGAAGGGUAGAGACAGAUCAUUGGAACCCUGUACUGCAUCCGAAGAAUCGUAUCUAUCAAGCGGUGCUGGAUCCCCUUACGCCGGUCUCUCCCGCGAAGAAAGACGACGCAGGCGCCGUGCGACACUAAAAUACCGAACUGCGCAUGCGACUAGAGAAAGAAUACGAGUGGAAGCCUUCAAUGCGGCCUUCGCGUCGCUAAGGCGUCUCUUACCGACACUGCCUCCAGACAAGAAGUUGUCAAAAAUCGAAAUUCUACGUCUAGCUAUAUGUUACAUCGCUUAUUUGAACCAUGUUUUGGAUGCUUGA